Messenger RNA from Dromiciops gliroides (monito del monte), 5296 nucleotides. It is a transcript of the gene RNF38, whose product is annotated as ring finger protein 38. Lineage: Eukaryota; Metazoa; Chordata; Mammalia; Microbiotheria; Microbiotheriidae. The record is from RefSeq and is a predicted model, not a curated record. The transcript has 13 exons. Bases 538 to 1836 code for a protein of 432 amino acids.
GCCGCCGCUCCUGCCCCGGCCGCCGCCGCAGCUGCCGCUCCCUUCCCACCGCCGCCGCCCGGGGCCAGCCUCCCGGAGCACGGCCGGCGCCACCGCCACCGCCACCCGGGGCAGCCGCAUCGCCCCGAGGCCGGAGGAGGGGGCGCCGGGGGCCACGCCGUCUCCGUCCCUACCGGCCCCGGGCACCAGAGGGCGGCCCCCGGCGGCGCCGGCAGCAGAGUCCCCGGAGCAGGUAAUUUUGGUACCUCUUUCCAGUGCCAGCCAAUACAUCAUGACCACAUCUGUAAUGAGGACAGUGACAAGAUCUCUCCCGGGUCCAAUUCAGCACCUCUACCUGGCCAUCCUAACAAGGUGAUUUGUGAAAGGGUGAGACUUCAGAGCCUGUUCCCUCUCAUCCCAAGUGAUCAGGAUACUACAGUUCAAGAGGAUGCCCACUUCAAAGCUUUCUUCCAGAGUGAAGACAGCCCAAGUCCCAAGAGACAGCGGCUUUCACAUUCAGUCUUUGAAUAUACAGCAUCACCAGCUCCAUCACCACCAAUGCGACCAUGGGAGAUGACAUCAAAUAGGCAGCCUCCUUCCGUUCGACCCAAUCAGCACCACUUCUCAGGGGAACGAUGCAACACACCUGCACGCAACAGAAGAAGUCCUCCUGUUAGGCGCCAGAGAGGAAGGAGGGAUCGUCUUUCUCGACAUAAUUCCAUUAGUCAAGAUGAAAACUAUCACCAUCUUUCAUAUGGACAGCAGCAAGCAAUAGAGGAGCCUCGAGCCUUCCAUCCUCCGAAUGUAUCCCCACGUAUGUUACAUCCUGCUGCUCAUCCACCUCAGCAGAAUGCAGUGAUGGUUGACAUACAUGAGCAGCUCCAUCAAGGCACAGUCCCAGUCUCUUAUACUGUAACAACAGUUGCUCCACAUGGGAUUCCACUUUGCACUGGCCAGCACAUCCCUGCUUGCAAUACACAGCAGGUUCCAGGAUGCUCUGUGGUUUUCAGUGGACAGCACCUCCCCGUUUGUAGCGUGCCUCCUCCAAUGCUUCAGGCAUGUUCAGUUCAGCACUUACCAGUACCAUAUGCUGCAUUCCCACCUCUUAUUUCUAGUGACCCAUUUCUUUUACAUCCACCUCACCUUUCUCCACAUCAUCCUCCUCAUUUACCACCACCUGGCCAAUUUGUCCCCUUCCAAACACAGCAAUCACGAUCGCCAUUACAAAGGAUAGAAAAUGAAGUCGAACUCUUGGGAGAACACCUUCCUGUAGGAGGCUUUACUUAUCCUGCAUCAGCCCAUCCUCCAACAUUACCUCCAUCAGCCCCUCUCCAGUUCUUAACACACGAUCCUUUGCACCAGGAGGUAUCUUUUGGAGUACCUUAUCCUCCCUUUAUGCCUCGAAGACUUACAGGACGCAGUAGAUACCGAUCCCAGCAGCCAAUACCACCCCCCCCUUAUCAUCCCAGCCUCCUGCCGUAUGUACUAUCAAUGCUUCCAGUGCCACCGGCAAUAGGUCCAGCCUUCAGUUUUGAAUUGGAUGUAGAAGAUGGAGAAGUAGAAAAUUAUGAGGCAUUACUAAAUCUGGCAGAACGACUGGGAGAGGCUAAGCCACGUGGAUUAACAAAAGCAGAUAUUGAACAGCUUCCAUCUUACCGGUUCAAUCCCAACAACCACCAGUCAGAACAGACUUUGUGCGUAGUAUGCAUGUGUGAUUUUGAGUCAAGGCAGCUACUUAGAGUCUUACCCUGUAACCACGAGUUCCAUGCCAAGUGUGUUGACAAAUGGCUUAAGGCAAACGUACCUGCCCAAUUUGUCGAGCUGACGCAUCAGAAGUGCCAUCGUGAUUCAGAAUGACCAAUCUAAGAGCACAAAUUUAGUUUGGGUGUUCCUCAUCACAUGUAUAUAUGGACUUUUCAUUGAAUUUACCUGUGUGGCUUCCAGCCUUCCCCCUACCAAAAAGGUCAAUGGACCUUUCUUUGCACUGUGUGAUUUAAUUAAUUAUAAAGCUUACAUACAAUUAGUCGUCACAAUUAUGGGAUGUUAUACUAACAGUGUGAUUGGAACUCCAAAGACUUUUUCUUUAGCUUAAUUUUGUGUGUGGCACUAACAUUCCCUGGUUUUUGUGUGAUCAUUCCGAGUGUUGCUGCAAGAUUACUGUGGACGUGAUCUUAGCAUGUGCUUUUAUAAAGAGUGGUAGCUCCAAACAAUAUAGCAAUCUACCUUAUAUAGGGCCUUCAGAAACUGUGAGUGGAAAUGAAUGAAAUGUGUGAGUUUGAUGGUGAUAUAUCCAUGUAUGUCUGCAAGUAUGCAAGUAUUUGUGUGAGGGUGUGGUAGCAUAUGUAUGUGUGAGAUCCUAUAUACCAGCAUGUACUGAUGAAUGUGUGUAGUGUUAAUUAUGCUGCAAUGGAUAAUCUUGUGAGUUAUUUAAGCAGUACUAGUACGUGUACACUGGUUUCUCUUCCUUGUGUUUGCUGUGCACACUGAAUGCUAAAGGGUGCAAUCAUUAGAAGCAUUUAAUAUUCCUCUCUCCCCCAAUUCCUUCCUAAUAUAAUUUAAGUAUACAAAGACCAUUUUAUUCUUCAGGUGGCUGUUAUACUUUCCCUUUUUUGGUGGUCUCAACUUUGGCCACUUAUAGAAAAAAUGUUACCAGGACCUAAUUUUUAGAUUCUCUUAUGAAAGUGAAUUGUUAAAAUGUCAGGCUUGCUAUUCCUGUUAGAAGGUGCAAUAUAUCACACAUAAUCAGUUAGCAAUAUUAACAUGUUCAGUCAGUAAUUUGACUGUUGAUGUAUGUUCCCAUCUCCUUAACAUUUCAUGUCAGCUUGUUAAAUAAAGUACCUGUGAUUUUUUUCUUUUUUUUUGUUAACUGUUAGGUUUUUUACUCUGUGAAGAUGCUUCAGUAAUUUGUUACUAAGAAUAUCCCCAGUCCAUGUAGUCCCACCUCCUGAAAUUAGCCUUCUCCUUCACCAGAAUCUUUCUUUGCAUUGAGUAGUUCAAACUGGAUUCCUGGCACAUAUUCCUUGUUGUAUAGUGCAAGCAAAAAUUGAGAGGAAAUGACAUUUCUCUUCCGCUGUUAAGUAGUUUAACUAAAAUUCUGAUUCUGAACAUAGUCUGGCUAGUUCUCUUUUGGAGAGUACCAUUUCCCACUUGGUACCCCUUUUAUCUUGUGCUGUAUGGGUGAACUCCAUGAUGAGACCCCUGCUUUUUUUUCUUUGUCAAACAUGGGGUUGGGGGAUGUUGGGGUGGGGUUUUUUUUUUCCUUGCAUGAAUGAGUAAAGUGUAAUACAAUCAGUGGUCCAGGAUGUCAGCAGUAUAAAAGAGGAUUCCGUUCUGGAUUAGAACAAAUAACGCUGUGAAAAAAGGUAGUUAACCUCCCUUCAAUUGACCUGAAUAAUAUUAUAGUUGUGGUCUUGAAUAAACUGAUUCACUUACCAUAUCUCAAACUGAUUUAGACUGUUUUUCAGUAAUAGAGUUAGACAGAAAAGAAUUCCAUUUCCUGAAUCCCUCUGCUUCUACCUUGGUUGAACAUCGUUACUUUGGUCACAGUACCAUAAGCAGCACACUUAGUUAGCAGUCUUGUCCCAGCUUUAAGUUCCUUGUGUCAUAACUUUGGAUGCCAUUCAGCUUGUCAGUUAUUUUUUUCAGACAGUGUUAUUGCUUACCACCAUGGCUGCUUUGCCCUCUUUUGUAGACUCUAUAGACUAAUCGCAACGUGAAGUUGAGUAACAUAAAACAAGCACAAUUUUGCCCAUUUUUCUGACACUGUUGACUCCUACCUAGUUAAAAUGAGAAGAUAGAAUUAUAAAACUUUUUGGUCUGCCCAUAUUUGUCAGAUCUUAAGAGCACUAAUGAAAUAAAACAAUGAUAAAAAAAAUAUAUACAACAUACUAUUUUUUUAAACGGUUAUAGACCCCCCCUCCCCCAAAAUGUGGUAGAGUGGACUUAUUGACACAACCAACCACAAACCAAUUAAAUCAUGUAUAGUUAACCUUUAUUUUUUUAAAAUAAGGAAAUCAUGUUUAAAAUUGCAUAUGCCACACAUCUGAUACAUAGACUCUUUUAUAUAGCUGCAGAAAAAAAUCUUUUUAUCUGUACAGAUGUAACAAUAACACAACUACACUCAGUAUUCACUUUAUUGAAGCAUGCAAAUAAAGCACUUUUUCUAAUUUAGAUAGAAAUACAUAAUUAACAAGGCACAUUGUACUAAUAUUUAGAUAAAGUAGUACUUUUUUCCUUGAACUUAAGAAUUCUUGUUAUAAUGUCCCUUUUCCAGUGAAGUUCUGUGAAGCAGUUGACAGUUUAGAGGGCAGUAAGGACUAAUUUGGUAAAUAUUGAAUUUAAUUGUUGCACUCUUGUAGCUAAUCUGAAAUUUAAAAAACUGUUAUUUGCAUGGAACUCUUGGAGAUGUAUGCAGAUUUAUUUCCAUGAGGUAGCCUGUAUCUAAAGCACACAUGCAUGUGUUCUGAACCAGCUCAGACUAGCUGCAUUUGAACCUCCCCUGUUGUGGCUGACAAAGGGGGAAAGAGAAAGGGGUUUCUUGUUCAGCUGUUACUGCCUUUAAAUUAAUGCACCUCCACACCCUUACAGUGGUAAUUCACAGCACCAGAAUCCAAUACGAUAUUUGUUUAUUGCCUUUGCCCUCUUUUCCUUCCAAAAAUGAAAAUGAUUGAUUGGCAUUACCAUCCUUAGCUCUGCUGUGGUUGAUGCAUGAAUUGUCAACUUUAUUUAUUUUUGAAAGAGAGAUGUCAAUGCCUCCAGAUAUCAAAUCUCAUUUCUUACUGAAAGUUUUUCAAGCAAAAUGGGGGAAAUGUGUAAGUAUGUUUAGGUUUUAUACAAUCUCUUAACUGUGAUUUGUUUACAGCUCUUAAAAUUUAGGCCUCUUGUAAAUACUUUGGAUGGGAUCUACCAACUCACUUUCCUUUUAGGAAAACAGUUUUGUUGGAGAUAUCUUUGGGCCGCCAUUAAAACUGUUUUUAUUUUCCUUUUGGUACAUUCAGUUACCUCAUUUUGCUGUUUGUUUCAAAUUUGCUAAUAAUGAUUAUGAAAGCUUAUGAGUUUUUUGUUGGAAAUCAUAUUUGUUGUCUUUCCUUCAUCAUACUCUAUUGUAUCAUUUAAUGUAGUUUUAAAUGUAUUAUAAUACCUGUAACCAAAUCAUUUGAAGGCUUGAUAAAUUUUUAACAAAAUAUGUACAUUUUUUUAUGAAAGUUAUUAGUAAUGCUUUACUAAGUAGUGCAAUGAAUUUUUAUUUUUAAUCCCUGUGCCCUAUUUUGGAGUUGAGAGGUUGUUCAGUAAUAAAUGUAUGAUGGUAUACUUAGAA